Molecule: messenger RNA, 1866 nt
Organism: Brassicogethes aeneus
Lineage: Eukaryota; Metazoa; Arthropoda; Insecta; Coleoptera; Nitidulidae
Source: the annotation of a GenBank genome assembly
AUGGGUAAAAAGAAUAAACCAGCCCCAAAUUUGGGGCGCACUCUCAUUAAAGACAGAUUUGGGAGCACUAAAGGCAGAAAAUUUGUGUCUGACAACUCUAUGCUUCACACCACCGAAAUACAAGACGGGUACGAUUGGGGGCGCUUAAACCUUCAAUCGGUAACCGAAGAGUCCUCUUUUCAAGAGUUUCUAUCCACCGCAGAGCUGGCAGGUACUGAAUUUCAGGCCGAAAAGUUAAAUAUCAAGUUUGUGAACCCGAGGUCGAAUGUGGGGCUAUUGAGCAAAGACGAGAAGAAGAAAGUCAAGGACGAGCACGAUAAACACAAAGAACUGCUGAAAAUACCUAGGAGGCCCAAGUGGGACUCGGAAACAUCUGCAGGGGAGCUGGAUCAAAAUGAGCGCGAGCAUUUUUUGCAGUGGCGCAGGAGUUUGGCGGCUCUGCAGGAGGAGCAGGGCAUUUUGAUGACCCCAUAUGAGAAGAACCUCGAAUUUUGGAGGCAGCUCUGGAGAGUUGUGGAGAGAAGCGAUGUGGUCUGUCAAAUUGUAGAUGCAAGAAAUCCACUCAUGUUUUGGUGCGAAGAUUUAGAGAAAUAUGUCAAAGAGGUAUCUCCAAACAAAAUGAACAUUGUCCUGGUGAAUAAGGCUGAUUUCUUGACUGAGGAGCAAAGAAAACAUUGGGCCACUUAUUUUGCUGGUGUGGGAGUGAAAGUGGUGUUUUUUUCCGCCACUUUGGUGACUGAAGAGUUGAAUAACAAAGAAGAAUUGGACAAAACUGAUUUAAACGACGAUAAUUCCGACUCUGAGGAGUCCGAAAAUGUCAGUUUGACGGUCGUUAAGAAGUCCAUUGAAAACUUGGAGCAUGCUGUAGAAGAAAACGCGCAAGUUCUCGAUAAAAUCCUCAACAAAAUCGAGGAGAUUGUAAAUAAAACAUCAGAAACGCACUUAAGCGAAAUUAAUAAUAGCAGCGAGUUGCUGUCACGUGAACAACUCAUAGAACAGCUGAAAAAGGUGCACACAGGGCCCAAGGUAACGCCCAACAUAACCACAAUAGGUUUGGUUGGUUAUCCGAAUGUAGGUAAAAGUUCCACUAUCAAUGCCUUGAUGACUUGCAAGAAAGUGUCCGUAUCGGCCACACCGGGCAAAACUAAGCACUUUCAAACAUUGUUCCUCGAUAAGGACUUAAUGUUGUGCGAUUGUCCGGGUUUGGUGAUGCCCAGUUUUGUUUUUACCAAGGCUGAGAUGGUUUUGAACGGAAUAUUACCCAUAGAUCAGAUGAGAGACCAUGUACCGCCCACAAAUCUGGUUUCCAGUUUGAUUCCCAGGCAUGUUAUGGAGGAUAAGUAUGGUAUUAUGCUACCACAGCCCCUGGAAGGGGAAGAUGAGACUCGAAGCCCCACAGCAGAGGAGUUAUUAAACUCAUACGCCUAUAAUAGGGGUUUUAUGACCGCCAACGGCCAGCCGGACAAUCCUAGGGCGGCGAGGUAUAUUUUGAAAGACUUUAUGAACGGCAAAUUGUUGUUUUGCAAUGCGCCCCCCACUGUGCCCCAAAAAGAGUACCACUUCUGGCCGGAGAGGCAGAAAAUAAUUUCAAACAACAAGACUGUACCGCCGAGAGCCGCCAGGGCUGUUAAGCCUUUUAAAACUACCACUCAAGACUUGGACAAGGUGUUUUUUGCAAAUAAAAGACAAGGGGCUCAUAUCAAGGGGAAACUUGGCAUCAGUGGAAUUGCUAGCUCACUAAACAGUGAUGGUUCUCAAAGUUGUUCUACAAAUAGUUUAUCAAUGGAAAAGCCAUGGAAAAAACAUCAAAACAAAAACAAAAAAGAAAAAUUAAGAAGGGUUUAUGCCCAUCUGGACCAACAUUAA